Molecule: messenger RNA, 2280 nt
Organism: Hyposmocoma kahamanoa
Lineage: Eukaryota; Metazoa; Arthropoda; Insecta; Lepidoptera; Cosmopterigidae
Gene: NimA
Exons: 9
Coding region: 269-2143 (624 amino acids)
Molecular function (GO): protein binding; scavenger receptor activity
Source: RefSeq, a predicted model, not a curated record
AUCCCGGUUCGUGGGAUCCCAGUCGCGUCCCGACCGUUUCCGAGUGCGUGCGUGUUCCCAUAUGUUUCUUAUCUCCUGGUACUUUUGGAACCAAUAAACUAGAUUAAUAGUUUCAAAUUUAGAGCGAUGGUCAAACAAGUCAUUUAAUUAAAAUUUAAAACAAUGGAUACAGACAUAAAAUAAUUGUGUAAUAACCAAAAACAUAAGUACCUAUAUAAAAACUGUUUCGGAACUGUAAAUGAUGGAAAGGAAGAAGUGUUAAGUGAAGAUGAGACUAACUGUGGACAAUCUGUCGAGAACUAUAAGGACUCCAGUAUGGUGCUUAAUAGUGAUCAUGGUGAUUAUAGCGGUGGAAGUGAGCAGCUUGAAUGGACCCAAUGUCUGCAUUGAGAAGCAAAAGUACAACAUAACAAAACGUGUGAAGUACCGAGCACCGAUGUCCGUUCGUACGUACGUGUGGUGCUUCGCAAUGCCCCCAAGAUGCUCACGGUGGAAUACCGAGAUGAGGGAUCUAACCAGACUCGAAACAGAAGAACGAACAGCAGAGAUGGUUGUAUGUUGUCCCGGAUACAAAAUGAAAGAUAUCUCCUGCGUUCCUAUUUGCCCGCAUGGAAAGACUGGACAUGGAUGUACCGAAGACUGUCCACCGAACAAAUGGGGCCCCAGCUGCGUAAAUGACUGCAGAAAAUGCAAGAAUGGUAUUUGUUCACCAAUUACAGGAGAAUGCCUAUGCCAAGAUGGAUGGCAAGGUGAGAGUUGCGAUAUCAUCAUUCCUACAACAACGCCUGCGGUGCCAAUGAUGGAGCAAAUACUAACAUCUGUAAAAACUACCGCUUCUACUAAAACUACUUCCCUAUCUACAAUCACACCUACAACUAUUAGAAGUACCACUAUUGUGGUUGCUACAUCUACGUUACCAACGACUACUAUGGUUUUGUCUACGAAAGCAACUGUUCCUAAUACUACAAUAACUUCUACUACAAACACAAUGGACGAAUCAAAAACCACUACUACAGUUUCCAAACCUGCUAUUGUAUACAAGAACAUGAGUUUGUCCGAUAUUUCUAAGAUGGCAGCAUACAAUCCUGUCAACAACGAUGAGAAAACUGAUGUACAUUUGAUUAAGAGUGUACCUGUUAAUCAAACAAAAACGAAAGAUACGUUUAAAACAGUACCAACUACAAGUAUAACGUUAAGUUCUGAAUCUGCAACAUCAAACGCCGCUACGGAACAUAAAAUGUUACUAACAACUCUUACUGAGAUAAGAGCAUCGACAGCAGUAACAACAAUGUUAACUACAGUUAUUCCAAAGACAUCCCCUACCACUGAAAAAAUAACAACAAGCGAAUUAGAAAAAACUACAACAAGAACGGAAAUAACAAGACAACCCGAAAUGACUGUUAGACAACCAACUACUAUCAAGUUCAAACCAAAGGAAAUAUGGAUACGACCAGCUCAAAAAGAACCAGAACACAUAACUGCCGUAAUGGGAGACAAAGAAAAGGACCGCCCGUCAGUAGAUCUCAUAUCUGUUAUAAGUAUUGCUGGAGGAGUAAUGAUGGCAAUUAUUACAGUAGCUGUGAUUAUAGUAAUGGUAGAAAGGUGUAAGAAACCGAGAUACGAAGAUGUAAGGAAAUAUAAUGAUAUUCGAAUGCAGGUCUUGAUAGAUAAUAAUGAUGUCCCACCGCCGCCGUAUGUGAGAAGCAUCUUUCAUACUCCUUUACCAGAACCUCCAACUUCAGAAAAAUGUCACUACCAACCAAUUUCAACUCUGGAUCGAAAUCUCAAGCAAUUCAUGAGGCCGGUUGUUGUUCAAACAAUUUCACCCCUUAUGCUAGAAAAUUUUCGAGGUAUUCUGGAAUGCCAUUAUGACCAUUUACCAAGACGAAGUCACGACUUAGACACUAUGCAAGCGCGUUGCUCAGUGCCGCCAUCUGUAAGCGAGCGCGAAGAACUGCUUCCUCAACGUGUCCACUCGCUAACUGACUCUGAUAUCGAAGCUAUGAAAUGUGAAGCAAAACAAGACGUUAUUGAUAACACAACAUCAGAACCAUUAUAUGCUGAAAUACCUUGUUGGCGACCACCCUCAGAGCAUGCAAUAGAAGUUGUUAAUCUAAACGGCGAAGCAGUAACCGAAUUAUGACCUGAAUAUAUUUAAAAUGUUCAAACAAAAGUAAAGACACCGCUCGUUCAAGUACACUCGGGGCACGCUAGAUGGCGCUGUACUAUGAAAUUAUGAUUUGUUCUCUUUUGGUAAAUUAUUUUAUAUCGUGUUCUACU